CGGACCAAUCGAAAAGACCUGGAGCUGAAUGGAAUGGAGUGGCAACGGAACUAAUUACUUCAUUAUCAUCAUCUUCAACUUUCGUUUUUCUAAUAACCGGAUUAAAACUGCUGAAGUAAUAUCAAAAAUCUUCAGAUCUUGGGUUGAGUCAUCGCCCUAGAGUAGCUGGGUGGGUAGGUAGAUAGAAGCUCACAAAAAUACAUGGAUGUCUCACGAUAACUUCCUUGUAUUCUUUCCUUACGUUCUUUCUUUCUCUUCCCCCAAAUAACUAUCAUCUCCGGGACGCUUUAGCAUAAGACCUAAGCUAUAUUUUACAAAAGUGAUUUCCUCAUGAGUUCGACACAGAAUGUGUCCGACGGGGCCAUUGGCGGCCAUCAGGCAGUGACCAGAGCUCCUGCUAGUCACGUUGUUCCCAAACCGAUUCCCGAAUCGCAGAUUCAGGAUCCACGAAAGUAUCAGCUGAAUCAAUUAAAGAGACGAUAUUCUCCUAAACAGAACACACUUCGAGACGGAACCACGAAUCUCUUAUUUCAGCUUAAACCAUCAGACCCGGAUUUCCCUUUCGAGCUGGAUCAUUUAGAAUGCGAGCUUCAGGUGCCGGCAUCAUAUCCUGGGAGGUCUCCUAUUCUUCGGAUAAAAAAUAAGGAGAUACCACGUGGAUUUGCUGUUAAUAUAGAAAGGGGAUGGGAGAGGCUUGUUCAUGAAAACCAAAGCUCAACUCUGCUAAAUUUAAUCAACGCUCUGGAUAAAAACCUCGAGGCAUUCCUUUCUGAACGAAAGACCGAGACUGUAACCUUAUUGUCUUUCAAAGAUACGAGGCACAUAGAUAGGUCCGCCACUGUCUUAACCGAGACACAGUCUCCGGUGAUACCUACACCGCCAAAGGCAUCACUACCAUUCAGUAAACCAUACAUUCCAGAAGAGUCUUUCUCGGAGGAGCAGAUUACCUCUGCAAAGACCAAGCGAGCUCAAGAGAUCAGACAACUUGAAUCUCGGAUGUCUCGGUUGCCUUCUUACCAAAAAUCGGCAGAUGGGGUCGUUUACACGUUACCACUGGAACCGAAGCGACGCUCUGAAUUACCUGUAGGGUUGCAACGAAUUCAAUCCGUCCAAUUAAUCAUUCCAUUGCUUUACCCCCUACAACCACUCAAGGUACUGCUGAACGAUGUCGAGUCGAAAGAUGCGGAAGUGCUGGAAGAGCUUUUCGCAACAAAGGCUGCCCAGCAGAAACAGAUGACUCUGACAAGUCACCUGAACUAUCUCGCGCAGAAUAUACACAUGUUGGCAAAACAAGCCCACUCGACAGAGAAACAGGCUGAGAAGAUACCAAACCGCGCUGGUGCGAUAGCUGAUGUUACAACGAGUCAAGCAACAACGUCUCGAGUUGCCAACGAAGAUGGGAAAAGCCAUAUUCAUGUUAUCCCCCGGCCUCCAGAAUGGAGUUUUGACGAUGAAUCCGAAGAGUCGGAAGACUCGGAGGACGAUUUCUGGGAUUCGGAGGACGACUCGGAUGAUGGGGGUGUGCCAGUGAACGGGGGAGGGGGUAUCUCUGGGGCCGCUCAACAAGCGGAGAGGGGCACCGCGAUGUCGUUCCCGUCCAUCGAGCUACACGGCAUCGAACUGCUGCAGGUAUCGAUUCUGAACAUCAGCGUCAAGUGCGAGCGCUGUCGUACGAUCAACGAGAUGACCGGGCUCAGACCCGAGAUAGAGAAGGCAAGCAGCUGCAAGAAAUGCGCGACGGCACUCACGACCAAGUUCCGCCCCGAAAUGGUCCACCAGCACUCUGUGCGGGCGGGCUUCAUCGACGUCGCCGGCUGCACCGUGUUUGACAUGCUCCCCAGCACGCUCGUGCCCACGUGCUCGCGCUGCUCGACCGCCAGCCUGGGCCUCGUCUCCGUCCGCGGCGACACCAUCACUAACGUGUGCCGCGACUGCCACGCCAAGUUCACCUUCAAGAUUCCGGAAGUGAAAUUCCUCACCAUCACCCACGACAUGCGGUUACCCCCCACCUCGGGGCCCCGCAAAAACCAAGAAAAACUCGGCCUCCACGCCGGCGAACCGCUCCCCGCCCGCGGCGCCUGCGCGCACUACCGCCGCUCGUACCGCUGGUUCCGGUUCUCGUGCUGCGGGAAAGUGCACGCGUGCGACCGGUGCCACGACGAGGAUGAGGACGGCGGGAGCCAUGCCCAGGAGCGCGCGCACCGCAUGAUCUGCGGCUGGUGCAGCCGCGAGCAGAACUACGCGCCCGAGGCGUGCGCGUUCUGCGGGAGAAGUGUUAUCGGGAAGAGGGGCAGUGGGUUCUGGGAGGGCGGCAAGGGCACGAGGGACAAGGUGAGGAUGAGCAGGAAGGAUAAGAGGAAGUUUCGGCGUGUGGGGGGUGGGGGGGAGGCGAGGAAGAAGGGAUAGGUGGUGGGCGGGAGCUGGGGAAAAGGGGGGUUGUGAGUUGGUGCCGAUGACUUAGCUAUUCAGGCUAUGGUUUAAGGGGGGAACGACUCUAGGAGUCAUCAUGGCAUACUGUACAAUCUAUUCGCCCGCAUUAUGCUUGUCCGAUGGAUAAUACAUAGGUACCUGGGUAUUAUUUACUCUCCCUCUCAGCCUUGGCAGCUGGUCAUAAGAAUUCACACACACAACUACAACAACUAACAACCAACGACCACCAACCAACAAGCCUCAAGCCUCCAUACAGAUGGCCAACGGCUCCGAGCUGUGUGUGGAGUAUAUCUAGGUACUUAUAUCACUGCGUACAUAAACUCAUGUUGGUAUCUGCUCUUGCACAAGGCUAUGUCAUUCAUAUUAAUGCAUCUCGCGUGUCUUUUAGGCGCGUUAGAAUUAGGUAUACGCGCUUGGCACU
Molecule: messenger RNA, 2851 nt
Organism: Hypoxylon fragiforme
Lineage: Eukaryota; Fungi; Ascomycota; Sordariomycetes; Xylariales; Hypoxylaceae
Exons: 1
Coding region: 331-2406 (691 amino acids)
Molecular function (GO): zinc ion binding
Source: RefSeq, a predicted model, not a curated record